AAUGUAUGCUACCAUUCAUUCCAAGGAGUCUCCAGGCCUUAUCGGUGUCAAAUGGAAGACCGCAUAUUUCCAACCACUAAUUCUAUACAAACGGCGCAGCCAGGUAGUACGUAUUAUUCUGCUCAUCUACUACGUAAACGUCUUAUUAGCCAGCCCACUUCUAAUAUUCUAUCAACUGAAGAUUAUAGGAUAUCCCCCAAACAUCGGCCACAAACCACAUUUAGCAAGCCAAAUAAGCCAACAUAGCCCAUUAAUACGUCUUAUGUGUCUAGUGGGGAGCGUGCGCCGAUUUCUGCACAAAACUCGUUAUGGUCUGAUGAAUACCCGAAACAGAUACAAACACUUAAUUCUUAUACUGGCAACAAAUCACCGAACACCCAUAUCGGUUAUAUAUUCGGGCAGGAUUUUCACCAGCGUCAGUUGACAGAAACACCUGGAAUCAUGCAUAUAGCACGCAUGAUAGCGGAUCAAUUCCUCACUGGUAUAGAGAACAACCUACAGAUAGGGCAAGGCAUAUUUCCCGGAAGAUAGCUGACACAGUGUCGACACAAAAAGUGGAUACUAAUAUCUCUAAAAUAUUAAUAUCUGAUUAUCACACAGGUAUCUUUCACUGCAUACCAUAUCCAAACGAAAGACCAUCCCUGACUACCACCACCUCAAAAAUCUACCUGAAGUCUUCCUACGAUCCAAAGAUAUUGGUGAGUCUGAUAACAUGUAUAUAGAGGAUAGUCACGGAUUAUUUUACCAAGAUGCUGUCCGCUCACUGAAACUACAUAGCCAGUGUUUAUCUAUUAUCCUAGUAAAUACAAGAUUAGUUCUAAACAAACACUUAACACUAAGUACAUUAGCUUCUACAUGCAGACCACCAUUGAUUAGGAUCACUGAAGCCUGGUGCACAAGUGAAAUCUCAGAUGACAGUCUAAGGAUUGAGAAAUACAACCUUUUCCGAGGGGACAGACGGACAGGUCGUGGGGGUGGAACACUAAUUUACUGUGAACAAUCCAUCCAUGCAACCCAGUUCAGUAACCCGAUUCUGUCACAACUCAAUGACUCGAUCUGGGUCAAAAUAAAAGUUGUCAGAAGUAAGCCUAUACUUGUAGGUUGUGUGUACCAACCCUGGGACUUUUAUCAGCACCUAAUUAGAUGUUCUAAUUGGGACUUGUACCUUCCGAACGAGUCCUUAGAGGCAAUUCUUAACAACUUUUAUCAGAAUAUUAACUCAGUUCAUGACGUCAUUGCACCUAGGAGGAUUCUUAGCUUCAGAUUCCCCCCAAAGCGAUUAUAUUCCGACAUCGUUGAAGAGGAGUCUACCAAAGCACUCAAUAAAAUACUACAGAUAUCAUGUUUUAUCGUCAUUAAUUGCCAUUACGUCCCUUCUCAAUAGAAUUGAAGAGUUGAGAAAUAUAGGCCUCAGAGACAAAGAAAUGCAGGCCAUUCAUGCACCGCAUAAAUCAGGAGAAAUAGCCAAACUUUUCAAAAGUAGGUUGGCGAACUCCAAAACACCCUAUCCGAAAAUAAUAUACUUAGACGGCAUUGCU
Messenger RNA from Trichobilharzia regenti, 1538 nucleotides. The record is from the annotation of a GenBank genome assembly. Lineage: Eukaryota; Metazoa; Platyhelminthes; Trematoda; Strigeidida; Schistosomatidae.